AUGGGGGCAGAAGAAGGAAGGACUGUCAGUAAGGGCCAACAGGGGAUCCGGCAGGCAGUGUUUACCCCUUCCUACUUACAGGCAAGCAAGCAAAAUGGCUGGAUCUUGGAUCUUCACGAGGCUGGGGGCAAAGAUUUCGCCUUGGAUGAGGAUGCGGAUGAGAGCAUGCACAAAUUGAAAGAAAAAACAAAGAAACGGAAGGGUCGCGGCUUUGGCUCGGAAGAGGGGUCCCAGGCACGGAUGUGUAAAGAUUAUGACAGCGUGGAGCAGGAUGGCGAUGAACCGGGACCCCAACGCUCUGUUGAAGGCUGGGUUCUCUUUGUCACUAGAGUUCAUGAGGAAGCCACUGAGGAAGACAUCCAUGACAAAUUUGCAGAGUAUGGAGAAAUAAAUAAUAUCCGCCUCAACCUGGACAGACGGACAGGAUACCUGAAGGGAUAUACUCUAGUUGAGUAUGAAACAUACAAGGAGGCCCAGGCUGCCAUGGAGGGCCUCAAUGGCCAGGAUUUGAUGGGACAGCCCAUCAGUGUUGACUGGUGUUUUGUUCGGGGUCCACCCAAGAGUAAGAGGAGAGGUAGCCGCAGACGCAGUAGGACACCAGAUCGGAGGCGGCGCUGA
Chrysochloris asiatica (Cape golden mole) is the source of this 618-nucleotide messenger RNA. RefSeq names its product RNA-binding protein 8A-like. The transcript is spliced from 3 exons. Gene Ontology annotation, cellular component: exon-exon junction complex; nucleus; cytoplasm. Gene Ontology annotation, biological process: RNA splicing. Gene Ontology annotation, molecular function: mRNA binding. Lineage: Eukaryota; Metazoa; Chordata; Mammalia; Afrosoricida; Chrysochloridae. The record is from RefSeq and is a predicted model, not a curated record. Bases 1 to 618 code for a protein of 205 amino acids.